GUGCAUUGGAUGCGGCUGCGAGAUACGGUCAUACUGGAAUUGUCAAGUUAUUAUUGGAGCAUGGUGCUGAUCCGAAUCGGGGGUAUCUAGAAAAUCAACCGGACUACUUGGAAAGAAGAACAACCUUUAAGUCAUCGAGUAGGUCAUCUAACCCCAAUACAGGCAACACGCUUAAAAACAUUCAUAUGCUGUCUACAAACAAAAGCGACGCUUCUUGGUUCAUGAGAGUUGUUAAAGAACAAGACAUGGAAGCCUUUCAUUCAAUAGAAAAGACGUUCGUUAAAACAUAUGACGAUUCUUCUGAGAGUCCUCUCCAUAUAGUGGCUGUGUUUGGAACCUCCAAAAUGAUAGAAUGUAUGCAAAAGUGGACAGGAGUCGAUUGGGAUAGAAGAUAUGUUGUCCAUGAAAACAAAUUCCAAGAUGCAUCGAAAACACAAGCAGUCCGGAAAGCAACAGCGUUAUACUUAGCAACGUUUCUUGACAGAACAGAGGUGACAGAGUCGUUGUUAAAACUUGCAGGAGAGGACAACAUAAGUAACUGUUUGCAAGAAAUUCCAAUGAGUAACGGAAUGGAACAAAUCUACACGUUGGAACUCGCAGAACGACUCAAACAAAAGCAUUCCGAACUGAAACCAACUGUCAUUCCCGGUCAUCAACGGGACAAAAACGGUGUUCGCUCCCGAGUGUUCAUUGUGUACUCAGUAUCUGUCAUUCAGGCAGAUGAAUAUGACUUCAAUGGACUCGGACUGGUGAAGCUGCAAAACCCGUAUGUUUUCAAAAGAACAAAAUAUUUUGAAUCUGAUAUCAACAUGAAACUAUCUGUCGAAGGCGCAAAGAGAGUUGGAACUGCGAUUCAAAUCCAUCGUGAAAUGCUUUGGAACAAUCAUAGCAAUUUAAACAUCAUCACAGGUAGCAAUGUAAAAUCGCGAACGAACGGAUCUGUUGUUGAGAAAACAGCAUGUGUUGUCCUCUAUUGUAGUACUAAGGGCGUAAUCCCGAUGGGCGAAGAUGAAUUUCCGAGGCAGCUACGUAUAAACAAUGAUGACUCUAUAGACGUUUAUGUCCGAGAAGGAUUUUUCGCAUAUGGUGGUUAUCAAACAUCACCAAGUACCUCGCCUCAUCAAACACUAAAGAUGGGUUGCAAUAUUGGACGUCUGACUCCACAGUGGGAUGCAAGGGGACAUCUACUUCCAAACCUUGGUGGUACCCUUGGUCCAUUUGUGAAAUACAAUGGUAAUGAUGGAUUUCUUACAUGUGCACAUGUAUUGUUUGAUAUACCUUCACCAACGCAUGUUAUAGAUUUCACGGGAGAUAUAAACAAUUUAAUUGAAGUAGUUCAGCCAUCGAUGGAUUCAACUGUAUACCAAUAUGGCAAUGGUGGAACUGGUGGCGCUGCUUGUGGAAUAGUAGAUAGGGCCAGGUUCCUCCCCAAUCUCCCAACCAGCGUUGAUGCUGCAGUUGUGAGGAUAACAGAUCCAGCAAGAAAACCUACCAAUGGUCAGUUUUCAAAUGAAAGACCCAGCAGCUACAGAGACGCAGAUUUUAAAGAACUGCCUGAAUACAACAGUGGAUUAAUGUUAAAAGUCGACGGUAUUAACAGAUUUAGAAAUCUAAAUCCAAAAACAACUGAACCUGUCAUUGUGGUGAAAUUUGGCAGCAAAACCGACGUCACUAAGGGAUCGUUAUGUCCAAGUGCAGCUGACGUAAGGACGUUAUCAACUGUACUGGGAUUGCCGAACGAGGCGGGUAUGGUACCAAUGAUCAACCAAUAUCGUGUGACGGGAAUAUAUCCGAGUGCGAACUUUUUCGAGAAGGGGGACUCGGGAUCAGGAGUAUUUAUUAAAGACAAUAAUGGUGAUUUGCAUUGUAUCGGUAUGGCGAUUGGUACCGCCACUCUCUCGGAUUACCUCUAUCAAGCAGGUGUUGUAACACCAAUAGACGCUGUGCUAGAUGAGCUGGGUCCAAAUCUUUCUCUUGCCACGUUUCCAUAACAAUUCAGGAUUCAUUAUCAAACGUAUGUUUAUCUGAUUGUUUUUUUCUUACUUCAGGGCACAAUACACAAUUUCCGAGUUACUCGCCACAUGCAAAAAUACUUCCGGAUGGCCGCUUUGAGGCAAGGCGAUUCAGUUCGGGUCUUAUCUUUACUUCUCUCGUCCUUGAAAGUUCAUUAGUUGAGCGUUCAGUUGAGAGUUCGCCUCAGAGAUGAGAGCAAUAAGAUAUGUCCCUAGACUAUAACACAACAAAGUCAUCAAUUUGUUUUCCAUGUUUGAAGUCAAAAGAAUACCACCGAACAGUCCUAUUAUAAUGGAUUGGGGCAGAUGACAUAUUAAGUAGACAUGGCAUUUCGGUGAAAUGUAGUUUUAAAUGUAUAGUCCUUUAGUUGGUAUUCAGGAGGACGAAAUGACACCGUAAUGCAAUUACUAUUGGAAAUACAUUUUGAGGAAUUUUCCUCUUUUUUUUUUAAAGAAACAAGACAUUGUGUCUUUUAGUGCUUAAUUUUUUUGAUAGAAAAGCCAUAUUUUAAUUGUUCGAUAACAGUACGUAUAAUUAUAAAAAAAGUCAAAUCGAUCAAUCACGGGAGUUUUUGAUCAAUUUGGCCAAUUAAAAAUCAAUCAUUUGAAUAUUGUUUAGUUGCAGGGAAAGUUAAUCUCCUAAAGCUAGCAAAGUUCUUCCCGUGAAAACUAGACAUUAACAGAUAAUUGUGAUACCUGUAUACAUUU
Pecten maximus is the source of this 2720-nucleotide messenger RNA. RefSeq lists its product as uncharacterized. The record is from RefSeq and is a predicted model, not a curated record. The transcript has 4 exons. NCBI's taxonomy places the organism in Eukaryota, Metazoa, Mollusca, Bivalvia, Pectinida, Pectinidae. Bases 186 to 1991 code for a protein of 601 amino acids.